Olea europaea var. sylvestris is the source of this 1689-nucleotide messenger RNA. RefSeq lists its product as uncharacterized. Lineage: Eukaryota; Viridiplantae; Streptophyta; Magnoliopsida; Lamiales; Oleaceae. The transcript has 2 exons. Gene Ontology annotation, molecular function: nucleic acid binding; RNA-DNA hybrid ribonuclease activity. The record is from RefSeq and is a predicted model, not a curated record. Bases 1 to 1689 code for a protein of 562 amino acids.
AUGUGCAUUUGGCGUAGCUUCGGGCAAGUUCUUGGGCUUUAUGAUCACUCACCGGGGAUAGAGGCUAACCUUGACAAAAUACAAGCCUUGGCAUCUAUGGAAUCACCAAGGAACAAGAAAGAGGUACAGAGGUUGACUGGUAGGAUAGCAGCCUUGAAUAUGUUCAUGUCCCGAGCAUCAGACAGGUGCUAUCCCUACUUCAAAGUCCUAAGAGGAAACCAAGGCUUUGAUUGGAGUGAAGACUGUGAGAAAGCUUUUCAGGAGCUCAAGCAAACAUUGGCAUCUCCUUCUAUUCUCACUAGGCCUGAGCCUGGUGACACCUUAUUUUUGUACUUGGCCGUAUCUCAAAACGCGGUCAGCGGGGUCUUGGUGAAAGAGUAUCUUCAGUCUCACCUUAUUGUGGUGCUCACUAAUCAACCACUUAAGCAUAUACUUCAGAAGCCGGACGUCUCAGGAAGACUGAUGAAAUGGGCGAUCGAGCUUGGAGAAUUUGACAUCGAAUUCAAACCAUGCCCAUCUAUCAAAGCCCAAGCACUACCCGACUUUAUUGCAGAACUAACCCCUAGGCCUCGGGGGCCAGGUGACGGCUCGAGCAUGAGCACCAAUUUGAACACUUGGCAAAUUUUUGUAGAUGGAGCAUCGAACUCCUCGGGCUCGGGUGCAGGGGUCAUCAUCAUCAGCCCUGACAAACAUACGGAGAUUCAAUGCUCUCUUAGGUUCGAGUUUGAAGCAACCAAUAACGAGGCCGAGUAUGAGGCCGUCGUUAUUGCUCUGGAGCUAGCCCUUAGCCUUGAGCUCGAGUUCAUGGAGGUAUUCAGCGAUUCACAACUGGUGGUCGGAUAUAUUGAAGGAUCAUUUGAAAGGAAAGAUGAGAAAAUGAGUUUGUACUGCAUGAAGGUUCAGGAUCUCCAACGAAAAUUCAAGAGUUGUGAAAUUGCAAAAGUUGCUCGAAAGGACAACGGAAAAGCCGACGCAUUAUCCAGGCUUGUGUUCAUGGGGGUAGACAGCCUGGACAGAAUAGUUCACAUCAAAGUUAUCACAGAACCCAGCAUCAAUCAAAUCCCCGACGUCGUGGACAUUGACAACGAACCGUCUUGGAUGGACCUAAUCAUAGAAUUCAUCACAAGUGGAAAUCUACCAAGCGAUGCCAGGUUGGCUAGAAACAUCAGAGCUCGAGCUCCUAGGUACUGCAUGAUCAGCGGUGUCCUCUUUCGCAGAAGUAUUACUCUUCCAUACCUAAGGUGCCUUAGAGAAUUAGAAUCAUCCCAGGCCCUUGCUGAAGUUCAUGAAGGUGUGUGCGGGAAUCAUCAAGGAGCCAGGGCCCUGGCCUUUAAACUCAUACGAUAUGGGUACUAUUGGCCAACUAUGAAGAAAGACGCCUCAGAAUAUGUUAAGAGAUGUGAUAGGUGCCAGAGGUUUGGUAAUGUUAUCCACUCACCAGCCGAAGACCUCACCAACAUUAACUGUUCGGCCUCGUUUGAACAAUGGGGAGUUGACAUCCUCGACCCCUUUCCUGUGGCAAGAGGCCAAUUAAAGUUUGUUGCUGUAGCAGUAGAGUAUUUUACAAAAUGGGCAGAGGCCGAACCUCUCGCCACGAUAUGCUCAAUCUCACCUUUCUACUAUGGUCCUAGGUAUCUCCCUGAGACCUCGAGGUAUUUUGGUCCUCGAGGUAGCUCAUGUAAAUAUUAA